Molecule: messenger RNA, 2075 nt
Organism: Carassius gibelio (silver crucian carp)
Lineage: Eukaryota; Metazoa; Chordata; Actinopteri; Cypriniformes; Cyprinidae
Product: beta-1,3-galactosyltransferase 2
Exons: 2
Coding region: 84-1166 (360 amino acids)
Cellular component (GO): membrane
Molecular function (GO): N-acetyl-beta-D-glucosaminide beta-(1,3)-galactosyltransferase activity
Source: RefSeq, a predicted model, not a curated record
GUUUGUCUCGUGUACUUCCGUGCACAGUGCCAUGCCAUGGUAGUGCUUAAUAAUGAGUAUUAAAUUCUACAAACAGAGGAAAUAUGAUGGAAGACUGUGAAAAACAAAGUCAUGGUCAAUCAUGUAGCGGAUGCAGAUCUCUUCGUUCAUUUUUUAUAUUCACCAUUCUUCUGUUCCUGUUCCUGUGCUACUACAUUGUCCCUAAUGAACUAUCAGGAUACUGGGCUGUAACAGUUGGAUUAUUUCUUCCUGAGAAAUUUACCAUUAAAAUGGUCAAUGAUUCUCUGAAUACAGUGCAAGCAGUGACUUCCGUGGAACCGUGGAAGCCUCCGGAGCCAUAUUGUGUGGCAUACCCACACAAGUAUAAUUUAGUUUUGAAUGAGCCAGAGAAGUGCCAGAAGGAAAACCCCUUUGUGGUAUUAAUGGUGCCAGUUGCUCCAAGCAAUACAGCUGCUCGAGACGCCAUCCGUUCUACCUGGGGAUCAGAGAGGUUAGUUGGGGACAAGACCGUGAGCGUAUUAUUUCUGUUGGGUCUCCCGACUUCAGAAGAAAGAGAAACGCUUCAACAAAAUUUGCUACAGGAAAGUGAGAAGUAUCAUGACCUUAUACAAAGUGAUUUCUGGGACACUUACUACAACCUAACCAUUAAGACAAUGGUAAUGCUAGAAUGGCUGACUGUUUACUGUCCGAAUGCCCUCUACGCAAUGAAAGUUGACUCUGAUGUGUUUCUCAAUGUGAAAACCUUAGUCAAUAUGCUUCUAUCUGCCCCAAAGCAGAACUAUAUGACUGGACUUGUGGCUAGGAAUGCAGUGGUACUGAGAAAUCCUGAUUCUAAAUGGUAUCUUCCAAAUACUGUUUACGAGCCACCUUUUUAUCCACCCUAUGCUCUGGGCUUGGCAUAUGUUUUUACCCGUGACCUGCCAGAGAAACUUGUUAAGGCAGCCCAACUUGUCAAACCGGUUUACAUAGAGGAUGUAUUUCUAGGUCUAUGUAUGACGCAUCUAGGAAUUGAUCUGACCAAUCCACCUGAUGGAAGCCUAUUCAAUGUCUUCCCUGUAGCAUACAACCGCUGCCGCUAUUCAAAACUCAUUGCCACAACGACACAAAGCUUGAGAGACCAAGUUGACUUUUGGAAGGAUUUACAGAGACCUGGUCCAUAUUGCUAAUAACAAAUAGUUAAAUCUGUGUAAUGGUCACAUGACUUACAUGUAACUUGCCUUACAUGUAAGCUUGCCUGUCUUUUUAUCCAUGGACAAUCAAAAACAGGCAAUAAAAAAACCCCGGCUAAUUAUGUCUUCGGGUUCACAGAGCACAAUUUCAGCCCUGACUGUUGCUUGGAAAUUGCAAAAAAUGUCCAAAAUAGGAGGUGCUCAUUCACGUAGUGUGUGUUAUGAAAGACUGUGUGUCGUUGUGUUAUCAUUGACCUGUCAGCAACAACAUUUCAAAGUCCUACAAUGUGAAAUGUGUUUUGACUUAAAAUGCAUCAGCGACGACCUACAGCCAAUGAGCUGGUCAAAGGGAAGUUCAGGGGAUGGAGUCAGUCAUAGAUGUGCAAAAACUUCCUUAAUUGUUUUUAUUUUCUAUUUAUAAUUUCAAAUCAGUGUACAGACAACUUGCUGCCAAAAUGAAUAAAUCCAUUCUUCUAUGAGAAUGUCUGUCUCUCAUGUGAGCUUAUCUUAUUUCCCAUAUCAAUUAUCGUGUGUGUUUCAUUGUGAGUUUGUUGAAAAGGCUGAGUUGUUGCCGAUUCUUCCUACUGAAAAGUUGUUCUGGCUGACAUCUGAUGCAUGUGGCACACAUAGCUGAAUAUUAUUAUCAGAACUAAUGUCAGUUUUGGUAAAAUAAAUAUCUGAUUAUAUUUUUGCCAGAAACACCUUUGGUAACACUUUAUUUUAUGGUGUGCAAUAGAGCAUGUUGCAAUAGUAAUAAUAAAUGAUGCACAAUUUCGUGAAACUAACUCUAAAGCAAACCUUCAUUCUAACUCUAAUCAUACAAUAAGUACAUGUGGUUAAUUAAUAUGACUUUGUACUUAAACGUAUAAUGUAUUACUGUAACAAGGAAACAAUAAAAUAAAUUGU